CAUGGCGAUGACUGCAGGGACUACAACAUCCUUUCCCAUGAGUAACCACACCCGAGAGAGAGUGACAGUGGCCAAACUUACGCUGGAGAACUUCUACAGCAACCUAAUUAUACAGCACGAAGAGAGAGAAACCAGGCAGAAGAAACUAGAAGUGGCUAUGGAAGAGGAAGGCCUCGCAGAUGAGGAGAAAAAACUGCGCAGGUCGCAACACGCUCGCAAGGAAACAGAGUUUCUGCGACUGAAGAGGACUAGACUCGGCUUGGAUGACUUUGAAUCUUUGAAAGUUAUAGGAAGAGGAGCAUUUGGAGAGGUGCGCCUUGUUCAGAAGAAGGAUACAGGUCAUAUUUAUGCAAUGAAGAUACUAAGAAAAGCAGAUAUGCUGGAGAAAGAGCAG
Molecule: messenger RNA, 394 nt
Organism: Cariama cristata (Red-legged seriema)
Lineage: Eukaryota; Metazoa; Chordata; Aves; Cariamiformes; Cariamidae
Product: serine/threonine-protein kinase 38-like
Exons: 4
Biological process (GO): intracellular signal transduction; peptidyl-serine phosphorylation
Molecular function (GO): protein serine/threonine kinase activity; ATP binding
Source: RefSeq, a predicted model, not a curated record